CACAUAUACACAGUGUGGGCAUUUGCGAGCAUCUUUCUUUCUUUUAUUGUAUAUUUUAUGCAUGUAUGCAUUUUAGACAUUUUGUUUCCUUAAACACAAGAGUGGAAUGUUGUUACUGUAAUAAGGCAAACUGUACUCUGUGUAAUAAAGAUAAAAAGAAACACAAAUACAAUCAAACUGAAAGGAAGGAGAGUUCCAACACCACCACCACCAACAAAAAUCUUCAAAAAGUUAAAAUCCAGGCAGCACUGUGAUGAAGAUCCACCGCAGAAUCUUAACCCACUACCUGUCCUGCACCUCACCCGUGGAUAAAGAGGGAUAUCUUUAUAAAAAGAGAGGCAGAAACCCGUCGUACCUGCGCCGCUGGUUUGUCCUGAAGGGUAAUCUGCUGUUCUAUCAGGAACGCCCGGCGGCCCGCGGACUGCUCGGCGUGAUCGUGCUCGAGGGUUGCAUCGUUCAGACCGGAGAUUCGGACGUCUCGUUCUCCCUGGUGUUCACCGGCCCGGGUCUUCGCUCCUAUCAGCUCGCGGCAGACGAUCAUUUGGGCCAAAAGAGCUGGGUGAACGCUCUCCUGUCAGCCAGCCACAUCUACAUUUCACUGCUCGUCAGAGACCUCGCACACCUUUACCAAGAAGUGAAAGAAGGAAAGAGCCUGGGUGAUUCUUCUCAGUCUUCCACAUCGAAGGAUUCCCACGUGAAAAUGUCCAGCUCCGUCAUCGCCGCUUUCUACGCAGGCUCACCACAUUUUGCUCAUCCUUCUGCCCCAACACACAGAGACACAAGAAGCUAUAGUGCGAGCCACGCCUACCCUGGCCACCACGCUCCUUCUGUGCCAAUCAGAUCGGCUAAUAAACGAUCGCCGAAACACUGGCCCAAAAGAAACGCACAUGUCACACCUCUAAACGGCCCUGCCCCUAAAUACGGGGAGUGGCCUUUAGUGGGAUUCGACCCAAUGGACGAAUUUGCUAAGCUGCACGAGUAUUACGGAAACGAGGUAAAGCAGGUGAGAGCUGAUUGGCUGAAGAAGAAACAGCAAGAGGCGGGCCAUAUUGAAGAGAAUCUUAUUGAUCUAGGCUGAUUUACCCUAUUUAGAUUUCUCUCACACCAGAUAUGUCUCAGUGUGUGUGUUGCAACUUUUACAGUAAAUCAUUUUGAAGAUUUUCUCUCUUCCUGUCCUGAAAGCCUCAACUCAGUCCACUUCUAGAUUUCGGUUCUCGAAACAGAACAUGAAACUGGACAUGCAAAAAGUGUAAACCAGGACAUGGAUGAGUUCAUAUUUGCUUCCUACCCCAGCCAAGACAUAGGUUUGGAUGAUAAACACAGUGUUUCUUUUUAUUUUAUUUUUUUUAUCCCUGAUAAAAAAAAAAUAAGGAUUUUUAUGAAGCAAUCCUUAACUGACAUUACUUAAGACAAUAGUUAAUACAAACUAACAAUGAACUACAGUAUUAAUUUAUCAUCUAUUAAAACCUUAUCUAUAAACUAUGUAAUUAACACGUGCAGUACAUAACAUGCAGUGAGUGAAGGUGUGACGCAAUUUAAUAAGAGAGAGAAUAGAACAAGGGAGGGCUAAAACCUGAAACAUAUACAAUCUCAGCAAAGUGAUCAAGGAAUAAAUUAAACACAGGAAAGGUAAACACCAUAAGGCAGUGAUGGGACUAAGUGGAGACAGGUCCAAAUCAGACACAUGGCAAUGUAAACUAAAGCACACCAUGUCAAAACUGCACAUGUCAAGUUAGAACCAAAAAAGAAAGGGACUUCCCGACAUAUUCAUUGAUUUUUAAAAAAAAAUUUUUUUUUUUUUUUCUAAAGAAAACAUACAUGCAGUGAGUGCGCUUGAGGUCAGAUUUCUUUCUUUUACAGUAUUCAGUUUAGACUAAACUCUGAGCCAUUCUGUUCCUGUUAGUCAGUAUUACUAAGAAAGUUGAUGUUAACGCUCAUUAUACAAGACUUUUUUAUUUACUUUACAUUCAUGUUGAGGAUUAAUAUCACAGAAUAACAAUAGAGCCACCGGUACAUAAAAUACCUCACUUUUUUGUGUUUAUGUAUCAUUAAGGCUUCCUUCUCUUUAUUUACUACACACUCCAUUGUAUGUUGCUUUAUGCUUUUCUUGAUCAGACUCUUAUUGAUAAAUUAAAUUAUAUAUUUUUACAUUUUAUAUCCAUAUAUCUUUUUUUCAGAUGUACAAUAUUUAUUCAUGCUAUUCAUGUCGUAUGAGUGUGACUGCCUGUUAAAGUCUAAAGUACGAGCCAUAGACUGUAUAUACAGUAAUAGCAUGUAUGACAUAAGCGUGUGACUUAGUGGCCAAUAGGGGGCCCUAUUCUCUUUGUAUAUGGUUUGUCAGUUCAGAAUGUUUUUGCUAAAACAUUAAUUUAACCUAAAUAAAAAAUAUUAAAAUAUGAAUUAAACUGAUUUAGUCAGAUCUGUGAUAUUCAUUUGUCUUUUCUUCAAAGAAAUUAUGUGAUUGUGAAGCAACUUUUUACCAAUAAAAUGUUACA
This is a messenger RNA of Clarias gariepinus (North African catfish), 2495 nucleotides long. RefSeq names its product PH domain containing endocytic trafficking adaptor 2 (gene pheta2). NCBI's taxonomy places the organism in Eukaryota, Metazoa, Chordata, Actinopteri, Siluriformes, Clariidae. Gene Ontology annotation, biological process: receptor recycling; endosome organization; retrograde transport, endosome to Golgi. Gene Ontology annotation, cellular component: early endosome; trans-Golgi network; recycling endosome. The transcript has 4 exons. The record is from RefSeq and is a predicted model, not a curated record. Bases 254 to 1078 code for a protein of 274 amino acids.